UACACGAACACAAACCGUCUUGGCUACUUGGGAUUGCUACAAUGACUGAACGGAAUCCAUCAUCCGACUCACCACAAACUCCUGAACAUGACCGACUUGUUCCAGAAAGUCCAGCGACAGACACCGAGAACCUGUUAAGCGCUAUCAAUGGACUUUCUCGUCAGAUAGCACAGAUGGAGCAGAAGCUGGAGCAGAAGCUGGACCAGUAUCUGGCCUCGUCGGAGGUGAGGGAGCAGAGGUUGCAGCAGAGGAUGGCCGCCAUGGAAGCCAAACUAAACCGCUUCUCCAGCGGGGAGGGAGUGAAGCGGAAAAGACGAGUGCACUGUCCCAGAAUUGCGGAAACGGUUCGUAGACUUCAUAACUCUGAAGGAAACACCAUGCGUUAUGAACCGGAACAAGGACUGAGCUCACCUCGCAAUGAGGCAGUCACCACAUAUUUAGUUAAAAGUCUGACUGCAAGUCCACAUUUAGAAUUUGUGGAGGCAGACGUCUUUUUAUCUGCCUGUAAAACAUAUUUCGAGACACUACGGAGGAACUUCCGCUACAGUCAACCCGACAUGGCGGAUCAGGCGGAAGCCCUGAAGUCUUCUGCCCGGAAUCGCCAGAGAAGAAAGAGACUGCUGGAUUCCAGGAAGACAGUACUUGCUCCAGAUGAAAUGGACUUAUGGAAGGGCAUCACCAUUGACAUGAUGUCAGAUGAGGAGGACGGCAGCGUUGAUGGGGUGUGUGGGAGGAUAGUACGGCCUCCAUCCUUCCGCAGCCAGGAGCUAACAGACCUGUGUGCUGCCCUACAGGCAAGGCUUGAUGCUGAUAUGAAGUACACAUCUUCACAUCGCAGACGUCUUCAAUGUGGAGAACCAUCCGAUAGAAUGAUGCCAAAUAAAUAUGACCCAGCGGCAGCAAAGAGACAUUUUAAGCCCGAUCUACUACCCAAGCUACUGGCCAGUAGCUGGGAGUGAUGUCCCAGUCCAGGGAAAUGGACCACAACUUGCCCUUUAAAAAAAAAAAAAAAAAAAAAAUUGUUUUGAAACACAGACACACACACACACACACACACACACACACACACACACACACACAUAUAUAUAUAUAUAUAUAUAUAUAUAUAUACACACACACAUACACACAGACACAGAGCCAGCCAAAAUAAUGUAAACACACAUCAGGAAAAGAAAAACUUGCAUAAAUAUUUCAAUACCAAAUUUAUUCAGACAUCAUGAGAUUAACACAAGUUAUCUUUGGUCUCUACAAUUACAUGAGGUGCUCCAAAUGGUGGCCAUUGGCUUCCAGACAUUUAUUUGUAACGUUGGCCAAAGUGUUCAGUGAGAUUGCUGCACAUGCAUUUUCACUUGUCACAGUGUUAUCAUAAUUUGAUCAAACUUCGAAAGCUCUAUCUAUCUGUAUCUCUAUCUAUCUAUCUAUCUAUAUAUAUAUAUAUAUAUAUAUAUAUAUAUUAUAUACACACACACACACACACACAUAAUAUUGCCAAAAGUAUUCGCUCACCCAUCCAAAUAAUCAGAAUCAGGUGUUCCAAUCACUUCCAUGGCCACAGGUGUAUAAAAUCAAGCACCUAGGCAUGCAGACUGCUUUUACAAACAUUUGUGAAAGAAUGGGUCGCUCUCAGGAGCUCAGUGAAUUCCAGCGUGGAACUGUGAUAGGAUGCCACCUGUGCAACAAAUCCAGUCGUGACAUUUCCUCACUCCUAAAUAUUCCACAGUUAACUGUCAGCUGUAUUAUAAGAAAGUGGAAGUGUGUGGGAACGACAGCAACUCAGCCACCAAGUGGUAGGCCAUGUAAACUGACGGAGUGGGGUCAGCGGAUGCUGAGGUGCAUAGUGCCAAGAGGUCGCCAACUUUCUGCAGAGUCAUUCGCUACAGACCUUCAAACGUCAUGUGGCCUUCAGAUGAGCUCAAGAACAGUGCUUCAGCAGAGAGCUUCAUGGAAUGGGUUUCCAUGGCAGAGCAGCUGCAUCCAAGCCAUACAUCACCAAGUGCAAUGCAAAGCAUCGGAUGCAGUGGUGUAAAGCAGCCACCACUGGACUCUAGAGCAGUGGAGAUGCGUUCUCUGGAGUGACCAGUCGCGCUUCUCCAUCUGGCAAUCUGAUGGACGAGUCUCGGUUUGGCGGUUGCCAGGAGAACCAUACUUGUUGGACUGCAUUGUGCCAAGUGUAAAGUUUGGUGGAGGGGGGAUUAUGGUGUGGGCUUGUUUUUCAGGAGCUGGGCUUGGCCCCUUAGUUCCAGUGAAAGGAACUCUGAAUGCUUCAGCAUACCAAGACAUUUUGGACAAUUCCAUGCUCCCAACUUUGUGGGAACAGUUUGGAGCUGGUCCCUUCCUCUUCCAACAUGACUGUGCACCAGUGCACAAAGCAAGGUCCAUAAAGACAUGGAUGACAGAGUCUGGUGUGGAUGAACUUGACUGGCCUGCACAGAGUCCUGACCUCAACCCGAUAGAACACCUUUGGGAUGAAUUAGAGUGGAGACUGAGAGCCAGGCCUUCUGGUCCAACAUCAGUGUGUGACCUCACAAAUGCGCUUCUGGAAGAAUGGUCAAAAAUUCUCAUAAACACACUCCUAAACCUUGUGGACAGCCUUCCCAGAAGAGUUGAAGCUGUUAUAGCUGCAAAGGGUGGACAGACGUCAUAUUGAACCCUAUGGAUUAGGAAUGGGAUGUCACUUACGUUCAUAUGUGAGUCAAGGCAGGUGAGCGAAUACUUUUGGCAAUAUAAUGUAUGUAUAUAUACAUAUAUAAAGAAGUACUUACACAAAUUAAAUAUUUCUGGAAGUUUUUCUUUUGCUGAUGUAUGUAUACAUUAUUUGGCUGACUAAAUGUAUGUAUGUAUGUAUGUAUGUAUAUGUAUAGUUAAACUUUCAUUUUAUUUCAUGGAAAAACAUUUUUUUAAAAUAAUUUCAGUAUCUUGUUUUAAUUCUGAAAACUAUUUUAUCUAUACUGUUUUUCAAUAAAGCUCUCAUUUUUCAACAUGUCUUUGCAAAUAUUUUUUCCCUCCCAAUAAAUUGUCAAUUGUAGGAUCUCUCAUUGGUUAACAAUAACAAGUAGGCAGGUUAACGAAUUAUACAUAUUUUACAUGAUGCACAUUUAUUAAAGUAUUAAUGAUAAUGUAACGACCUCCCACCUGGACACCAGGUGUCCCCGCUUUGUCUUUCCAGAGCUGAGGGAAGGUCGUCACCUGAUUGAGCCACAGCUGAGAUCAAGUGGCUCAGCUACAUAUACCCUUGACUUUCCCUCAGCAUUAAUAAAGUAUCUAUCUCACUUCCAUUCCUUUUCUCCCUCCAUCUUAUUCAUCUCCUCCUCCUUCUCUUCCUCCAUCUUCUCCAUCUUUUUGUCCUCAGUCGUCUCCUCUUUCUCCAUCAUCUUCUCCUCCAGCUCCAUGUUUCAGGCAUGGCAAUUUUCCGCCGUUCCGCGGAAAUCCGCCUUUUUAAUUUUCAAAUUGAUCAUUUCUGUGAAUCGUCCAAAUCCGUUGAGAAAAUUUUAGGGGAGGUGAGGUAUGUUUUUGUUACUCUUGCUCCGGGUUUUUGAGAAGCGCUCGGCGUUUCUCCCGCAGCGUAACAGACAAAAGCCGCGAUUCCACAAGCAUCUACUCGGCGCGGUACGGUUCGCCACUAUUGUAUCUGACUCGGCUCGUCUCGGUUUAGUUGUUUUUCCAUACAGCCUCAUCGUGGUCGUCAUAGCGCAGCGAGCUGAAAGUCCCUUAACGUCAUUUGCCCGCGACACAAACGCAACAUAACGGAGACGAUGGUUCACCUGCUGCUCGGUCUGUGGCUUUCUGUCAGAUUCAAAGUAAUAGAAGAGUCGGAGAAAGCUGAGAGCGGCGAGUCGAAACACUCAGGAGACACACAGGAGAGUUUGGGAGGCGAUACAGCAGUAUCAAGCUGAAGACAAGAGGAUAUGAACUAGACGACAUAUGCGGAUGCUCUCUGAUGAGACUUCAUGGGAUUUACCUGAAGCAGCAGCACAUGAGCCUGCAGUGGCACAAGGUGUAGAGGAGGAGGACAGAGAUGUACAGGAUGCACUGAUGCACUACGUGUCAUGCAGAAGUUAAGUUAUUCUUCUCGUUAUACUUCUGUUUUUCUGUCCCCGGACCGCUAUUGUUUUCUUUAAUGCAAUUCUGACAAUAAACUUUUGUACCUUUUGCAGAUGUGUCUGUGCUAUUGUUUUAUUUGUGAAGGUUAGCAAGAUUACAUGACAAAUUAAACACCAAAACAUUAAAACAGCUGUUUUAAGAAUAUUCCAGUUUGAUAAAUCAGUAUUGCUUUGGUGUAAUUCAGUCAACGGAAUUAUGAACCAUAAAGGAGUUUGUGUUAAAACAUGUUAAAUCCCAUUAAACAUAAAUGCAUUAUUAGGGAAUACAGAA
Amphiprion ocellaris (clown anemonefish) is the source of this 4371-nucleotide messenger RNA. RefSeq lists its product as uncharacterized. The record is from RefSeq and is a predicted model, not a curated record. The transcript has 6 exons. The coding region runs from base 42 to 959 and encodes 305 amino acids. NCBI's taxonomy places the organism in Eukaryota, Metazoa, Chordata, Actinopteri, Pomacentridae.